AUGUUGCUUUGUCUAAAUAAAUCGUCAAUAAAGAGUCUCUUUAGAAGCACUAACCACUCAUGUGAAAGUUUAACUGAGAGAGAGAGAAGAAGAUCAACUGCUGAAAAUUUAGACAUUAAUACCUAUUUAAGUUCAUUAUAAAUGAUGAGUGAUAGAAAGGAUAUUGAUAAAAGAAUAUUUAAAAAUUUAAUUUAAAGUAAAACCAAAAAGACUCCUUUAAAACAAAAUCUAUUUGCAAGUAAUUCAGUAAAGGAAUUAAAUCAAUCUACUUAAUAAUCAGCAUCUAGAUAAAAACCAUUUACCAGAGCUAGAUUUGCAUCUCAAAGAUCAACAAUUUUAGGCAAAUAAGCUUAAGCAUAAGAUUAAUAUGAUGAAUAAAAUAGUGAGAAACUUUAAUUACUUAAUGAAUCUCUCUUUAAACUUGUUGGAUAAUUAUUAAAAUUAAAAGAUGAAAUGAAUAACAAUAGAAAGUUUUAUCUAUAAAUUUAUAAACUAAUAGGCUUAAAGAAAACUCUUUAAAAAUUAUUAUUUAAUUUAGAAACAUAAACAAUAAUUGAACCUUUAACAGUAUAUCAUUUGAAAUAAAAUAUAUGUAUCAAAGAACAUGUAAUGGAUGGAACCACUCUUUUAACUCUUGAUACUUAUAAUUUUAAUAUUAUUAGAGAUAUCAACUUUUUAAUUGAAAAAAUUGAUGAAUUAUAAAUACAAACAGAAGCAAAUGGAAUUCGUUAACUUGAAUAUAAAGUAUCACUCAUUCUUUUAUUAGAUUACAGAUGAAAUUUAUAAUCUCAAAAUGGAACAAAAUAAAAUGAAACAUAAAAGAGUUCAAAGUCCUAAAUUAUUGUUUCAACAAAGAAUUAUGAGAAAUCAAUUAUUACCAGAAGGUAGCAUGGAAUAAAUAGAACAAAAAUUUGGACCAUUUCCACUUAUUUAAAAUAAAAACAAAAUCAUUCAUAAUUAGAUUUAGACUAUAAUUAAUAAUCUCAAUAUCAAAUUUAAAUAUUGA
Paramecium pentaurelia is the source of this 1006-nucleotide messenger RNA. NCBI's taxonomy places the organism in Eukaryota, Ciliophora, Oligohymenophorea, Peniculida, Parameciidae. The record is from the annotation of a GenBank genome assembly.